Messenger RNA from Corylus avellana, 1258 nucleotides. RefSeq names its product 25.3 kDa vesicle transport protein SEC22-1. The record is from RefSeq and is a predicted model, not a curated record. NCBI's taxonomy places the organism in Eukaryota, Viridiplantae, Streptophyta, Magnoliopsida, Fagales, Betulaceae. Gene Ontology annotation, biological process: retrograde vesicle-mediated transport, Golgi to endoplasmic reticulum; endoplasmic reticulum to Golgi vesicle-mediated transport. Gene Ontology annotation, molecular function: SNAP receptor activity.
UGCAAAUUAGGGAACCCAAAUUUAACCUGAAUCUAUAUCUCUGAUCUCUCCCUUCUCUCUCGACUCUCCUCUCACGGUCUCCACCAUCCUCCUCGCCUCCUAUCUCUGUUGCCGCCCCCACCACUCCCCCAUUGCCCCCAACAGCAACCACCACCACCACCACCGCAGCAACCACACACCUCGACGCCUGGCUGAAGCUGAACGGCUCGUGCCCGGUUUCCAGGAACUUGCCGCUGCCAACCCCGCUGUCAACCCCGCUGUCCACGCCGCUCUCGGAGGUCGUUUCACUCUCGCAGUACGCCGUGGAUCGGAGGCGGAGGAGGUGAUAAGAUUUCUGAGAAGUUGUGAACUGAAGAUGGUGAAGUUGACGAUGAUUGCUCGCGUUACUGAUGGUCUUCCACUGGCAGAGGGGCUUGAUGAUGGCCGCGAUUCAAACGAUGCUGAAUUCUACAAACAGCAAGUCAAGGCGUUGUUUAAAAACCUCUCAAGGGGCCAGAAUGAGGCUUCAAGGAUGUCAAUUGAAACUGGCCCUUAUAUUUUUCAUUACAUAAUUGAUGGACGCGUUUGCUACUUGACAAUGUGUGACCGUGCUUAUCCUAAGAAACUUGCCUUUCAAUACCUUGAAGACCUCAAGAAUGAAUUUCAGCGUGUUAAUGGGCCUCAAAUUGAAACUGCUGCCAGACCUUAUGCCUUCAUUAAAUUUGACACAUUCAUACAGAAAACGAAGAAAUUGUAUCAGGACACUCGUACUCAGCGGAAUAUUUCAAAGUUGAAUGAUGAACUCUAUGAAGUCCACCAAAUAAUGACUCGCAAUGUUCAGGAAGUUCUUGGUGUUGGUGAAAAGUUGGAUCAGGUCAGUGAAAUGUCAAGUCGAUUAACAUCAGAAUCUCGUAUAUAUGCUGAUAAGGCAAGAGACUUAAACCGACAGGCAUUAAUACGAAAGUGGGCCCCUGUUGCCAUUGUGUUAGGAGUGGUCUUCCUCCUCUUCUGGGUCAAAACAAAGAUCUGGUGAUCACACUGAUCAUUCUGAAAACUGUUGCGGAUUUUCUCUGUGCUUCUUGUGGCAUUAUAGUCUACACCCCAAAUCUUGUUGUCAUCCACAUAUAUACUUGAAUUGUGUUUCAAAAUGAACUCUUCUCUUAUGUUGACGGAUUAUGUUACGGAAAGUAGUCUGGUAGGUACCUUUAACACCAGAUAAAGAGCCAAAAUAUAUUGAUCGGAAAUAUGAGAGAUGUUAUUAUUACUUGCUACUUUUUAA